Molecule: messenger RNA, 1569 nt
Organism: Halteromyces radiatus
Lineage: Eukaryota; Fungi; Mucoromycota; Mucoromycetes; Mucorales; Cunninghamellaceae
Product: NLI interacting factor-like phosphatase-domain-containing protein
Exons: 8
Coding region: 135-1541 (468 amino acids)
Molecular function (GO): RNA polymerase II CTD heptapeptide repeat phosphatase activity
Source: RefSeq, a predicted model, not a curated record
AAUAUUUUUAUCAUUUAUCAUUUCUUUUUUUUUUUAUUAUUAUUUUUAACAAAUGAAUAAUCCAUGCCGUUGACCCCUCUCUUUUAUUUUUUAAGCUACCAGGUCAACAACAACAAGCAAUCACUAUAUUCAACAUGGAUCUCAAAUCAAUGCUCAUAGGUGAUAUUCAAACUAUAUCUUCCGAUAAAACUUUUAAUCCAUCUAAUACUACACCAACACCUAUGGAUCCAAAGAUACUUCAAGAUAAAACUGCUUUGUUACAUUUAGGUGGAAGUCUUCAAGCUUAUCUUCAUAAAAGUGCACAACGAUCAACAAACACCAUCACAAAUGCAACCUCAUCAAGUCUUAGACUUGGUCCUGAAUUAGCAGAAAAUCCAAGUUUAUGGCGUCCUACUAUCUCUUUACAACGAGUCGCCAAAGAAAUACCCUCCUUUGCAAAACGUCCUCGUUCACACCAACAAUCCAAUUUUGAUGAAACUUUACCCAUACAACUUAUUACACAUGAAAUUGGACUUCGGAAAAAUGAUCCACGUUUGAUUUUGGAAAAUACCUAUGAUAUACAAGGAUCUUAUCGAAGAGGUUUCUUUGUAUUGAUGGCUCAAAGAAAUAUGCCUCAUACUUUUGUUUUUUACAAUCCCGAUCAUCCUUGGUUUGAAGAUCUCUAUGGUUUACGCAAGAGUGCUUAUAUUGUAUGCAAAGCAGAAGAUGGUGCUUUAUGGGAAGUUCAUUUGAAACCAGCAAGAGGGAAAGGUUGGUUAUUCGGAUAUUUAAUCAAACAAGAUGAUGUGAUACGAAUGGUAAAAGAAUCAAGAGAUGAAUUAAUGAUGCAACGAAAACUUCCUCUGGUAUUGGAUUUGGAUGAUACCUUGGUCAGAUUAGUAGGUGAAGGUAGUGAACGAUUUGUACCUGAAAAUGAUCUACCGAAAUAUGGCAAUAGGGUGGCUGUACUGAAAGAUGGACGACGAGUGGCAUUAACAGCUAGAGUGCAUGAAUUUUUAGAAUGGGCACAAAAUUUUUAUGAUAUAUCUGUGUGUUCUUUAGGGGAUCAAAAUUAUGUGGAAAAUGUAGUGGAAGUACUCGACCCUCAACGUACAAGGAUCAGGGGUAUUUUAUAUUCAGCAAGAAGUGAACAUGACUUUAUCAAACAAUCACAUGAACCAGGACGACCACCGAAAGAUCUAAGGGCGCUUUAUUCAUUUUGUGCACUUCAAGAUAAAUCAUUAGGAUCAGCAUUCACCUUACCAUUGAUUUUAGACGAUGAAACAAGGAUGUGGCCAACGGAACAACAUGAUAAUAUCAUUGAAGUCAAGCAACAAUUGGGAUCUGAGGCAUGGAAUGUAUCUUUGUUUCCUGUCGUUCAAGAAACAUUGGCUCAUAUACAUAUGGAAUUCUUCCGGCAACUUGAUACUUGGUACAGUAAACAAGUGGAAGCUGAAAAUAAUGGAUAUCCUUUUACUCGUGAACCUCCUAGUGCCUUGGCUAUUUAUAAGACUUAUUUACGACACAUGUUACGUGAUAUGAUUACAAAAGUACAUCAAUAAUAAAAUACCUCUUUUUUUUGUUUAUUUA